Molecule: messenger RNA, 1620 nt
Organism: Didymodactylos carnosus
Lineage: Eukaryota; Metazoa; Rotifera; Eurotatoria; Philodinida; Philodinidae
Source: the annotation of a GenBank genome assembly
AUGGGAGACAAAGGGGCACAACAUCUAGCUGAUGCAUUACGCACUAACACGAUAAUCACUACACUCAACCUCGGAAGCAAUCAAAUUGGAGACAAAGGGGCACAAUAUCUGGCCGAUGCAUUACGAAGUAACACGACACUCAGUACACUCGAUCUCAAACGCAAUAAAAUCGGAGCUGUUGGGGCACAACAUCUAGCUGAUGCAUUACGAAAUAACACGUAUAAUAACGUUAAUGAUAUGUUGCAAGCCUUGGAAAAAAUCUUAAUUGAUUGUAGUAAGACCUAUGUACCUUAUAAAGAUAUAACUGUUGAACCACGAGAUCAAAUCUGGUUUGAUGCUAAAUUACGUAUUUUAUAUACGAAGAAAUUGAAACAUACGUUAGGCAGAGGUCGAACAACCGCUAUUCCAGCCCUAUACAAUAGUCAAAAGCAAGUUAUAGUGGAUGUGCAAGAGAAGACUGAGAUUUUGAAUAGUUACUUUGCAGAAGUAACUACAUGGACUGGACCUAAUAUCGAUCCAAAGAUUGCUGAUGCAUUGCCUGAAUCUAUGGUUAUACUUGUGAUCAGCGAUAUAACAGCCCAUCAUUUUCCGUUUUCAACUGUGGGUCGUCAUAUUAUUGAUUCAACAGGACAAACAUUGAAGUUUUCGUGUGUGAAUUGGCCCGGUAGUAUGGAAACAUUAAUGCCCGAAGGAUUACAACACAAUAGCGUUAAUAAUAUUGUUCUGUUAAUAAAAGCAAUGGGAUUUAACUGUGUCCGAUUAACAUUUUCAAUCGACAUGACACUAUCGAAAAAUCAAAAUAUAACAGCAUUAGAAUCAUUACAGAUGCAAAGUUUGGGCAGUGCCGUCUCAGGAUUUCAAUUGUAUAAUCCUACAUUAUUGGAUGAAACUGUUCUGUCCGUAUUCAACAUUGUAUUAGACGCAUUAGAACAACAAGACAUCCUUAUCCUGUUAGAUAAUCAUGUUAGCAAAGCCAUGUGGUGUUGUAGUGACUCUGACGGCAAUGGCUUUUGGAAUGAUAAAUAUUUUGAUCCGAUUGAGUGGGAAAAUAGCCUUCGAUUGAUGUCACUAAUUGCCAGGCAGAAACAUCACAUUGUUGCCAUUAGUUUAAGAAAUGAAUUGCGAGGUUCACGACAAAAUUUACCAGAUUGGUACAAAUACGUACUAAUAGGUGUUAUUGACACAAUUCACCAGACAAAUCCAGAUAUAUUAAUUGUUAUCUCUGGUUUGAAUUAUGAUUUAGAUCUUUCAUUUAUUCGAUAUACACCUGUACAAGAUUUGUUACCAGAACCGAUAAAAUCGAAAAUUGUUUAUGAAGGACAUUGGUAUUCAUGGUCGAAUUACGGGCAUUCAUCCGAAUGUACAAAAAUGCAGAAUGGAGUUGAGGAUGCUUGGGGUUAUAUCACGACAGAAAAUGAAAAAUAUACUGCGCCGAUAUGGCUAACCGAAUUCGGAACAAAUGUAGAUAAUUUUGUAGGUGAUAAUUACAUCAAUUGUGUUAGCCAAUAUGUACAAAACAAAAACAUUUCAUGGGCCUAUUGGGUACUAGCGGGAAGCUAUUAUAUUCGGGAUGGUACUCCAGAAUUCCAUGAAUCAUUUGGUUUGCUUAGUGACGACUGA